Messenger RNA from Peronospora belbahrii, 1197 nucleotides. The record is from the annotation of a GenBank genome assembly. Lineage: Eukaryota; Oomycota; Peronosporomycetes; Peronosporales; Peronosporaceae.
AUGUCUGGCGACCUAAUUAUAUCUGGUGAUUGUGGUGGCACGAAUACCCGCUUAUCACUCUGGCUUAUUCCCAAGGGUUCCGUGGCUUUUAAAGGCUCUGUAGCUCCUGGCGAGAUCACAUUUGCUAAGAAGUAUCACAAUGAAAAUUACGGCAGUUUUUCUGAAGUCUGUCACCUUUUUAUGAAGGAAGCCAAGCUGGUCGAUCGUCUUCCAGUGGCCUGUGUAUUAGCCUGUGCUGGUCCUAUCCUAAAUAAUACGGUCGAGUUUACCAACAUAAAAGACGGGUGGAAAAUUGAUGGACCUGGACUUGAGCGGGAAUUAGGCAUUAUGACUGUCAAGCUCAUUAAUGACUUUGCUGCAAUGGGAUAUGGCCUUCUUACGUUAAAACCUCAUGAGUAUAUUGUCCUAAAUGAAGCAAAAAAAGAAGAUGGUGCACCAAUUGCUACCAUUGGAGCUGGGACAGGUCUAGGAGAAUGCUAUUUGACCGCCGACAAGGAUGGACAGUAUUCCUGUUUUGCCUGUGAAGGAGGUCACACGGAUUUUGCUCCAGCUGAUACAAUAGAAAUUGAGCUAUAUAACUCUAUCAAAGAAGAAUUGGGCUGUGAUCGACGUUUCUCCGUCGAACGGAUUGUUAGUGGUCCAGGAUUAGCUACGAUUUAUAAAUUCCUGGCCAACAAGUUUCCGGACAAAGUGGAUAAAAAAGUGCAUGCUGCAUUCAUGGCUGCCAAGUCACUGCAGGGAAAGAUUGUGGGUGAUAAUGCUAAGACCGACGCACUCUGUAACCAGGCUAUGGAGAUUUUUGUCGAUGCUUACGGCCGUGAAGCUGGUUCGGCUAUGCUCAAGUACCUUCCUCGUGGUGGAUUCUACAUCACCGGUGGCCUUGCACCAAAAAAUCUUGAAUACUUCACGCAUAAGGACAUUUUCUUGAAGGCGUGCUUCAACAAGGGUCGUGUCAGUCCAGCGCUUAAAGCUAUUCCAAUUUACCUGGUUUUGACAGAGGACUUGGGCGAGCGUGGUGCGCACUACUAUGCGUAUCAGCUACUGGAGUCGUACAAUAACAGCUUGUUGGGCAAUACCAUUGCGCGCGAGCGUGUUCACAAGAAAUAUGCUUCUGCCAACCACUUGGCCCUCUACUCGCUUAUCGCUGCAGUGAGCGUCGCUAGUGGUGUCGUGCUUGGAAAUAUGCUGCGAAAGUAA